AUAAAGCAAAAGCAUGCGAAUAGUGCAGUUUAGAGUCUCUCCAGCACCGUACAACAUCUCAACUUUAAAAAUAAAAAAUCUGUCCAUUUCAUUAUUCCUUCCCUCCGCACCCAAGAAACUGCACACAGAAAACAAAUUCCGGCAUAGGAGAAAAAAAACAAGAAACUCUAGAGUUUCAUAAAAGAGAGAAAGAAACAAUGAAGAAGUGCGAGCUAUGCAAGUAUCCUGCGAAAACAUACUGUGAGUUCGACGAGGCCAGCCUCUGUUGGGGCUGCGAUGCUAAAGUUCACGGAGCAAACUUUCUGGUGGCUCGGCACACGCGUACUCUACUUUGCAGGUCCUGCCAAUCUCUCACUCCAUGGAAAGCCUCCGGUUCUAGAUUAGGCUGUAUUGUCUCUGUUUGCGACGUGUGUGCAAAUGAUGCUAAUCGCAAAGAAGAUGAAAAAGAAGAAGAAUCUGAGGCUGCUCUUGAUUCUGUCGGAGAUGGUGAUAAUCAGGUGGUGCCGUGGCCUUCUAGCACCGCGCUACCACCGCCUGCAUCCUCAUCCUCAUCCUCAUCUUCUCGUACGAGCAGUCAACAGUUCUGUGCGAGUGAUACAAUAAAAUCUCUGAAACGAACGCGUGAGGGUCCUACAGAUCUUCGGUACCCGCUUCAGGAAGAUGGAAUGACCGGCGCCGGCGGCGGUGGCAGUGGCGGUGAUGAAGAAGUCAAUUCUGUUGUUGACUAUUCAUUGAAAGAGCGGAGAAUCGAAGCAAAUAACGGAAAAAUUAUAAAAAGAUUCUAGGAAAGCAAUAACGGAAAAAUUCAAGGAAAAAAAUCUGAAGCCGUUGAUGUUAAAGCUUGCAAGAAGAUUAGAGGCCAAAGGAUUUGAGUUGGUUUUUAUGGGUUAUUUAUUAGGUUUGACAUUUUCUAACAAGUUUUAGUGGGUCUAUAAAUAGUUGUGAUUUUUAGUUGAGUUUGACGAUUAGUUAAUUUUGUAAUUAUUAGUUUAGAACUUGGUAGUUCUAGUUUUCUUUUCUUAUUAAAAGUUUAUUUUAAGCUACAUUACUAGGAUAAGAAAUUAUCAUCUUAAUCUUUAUCUACUGCAGCUGGCCUGUGUAACAAGGAUUCUUCGUAUGUAACUUGGCCAAAAACAUUUAUCAAUGCUAAUUAUCUGUUGAUUAUUUUUCUAUAA
This is a messenger RNA of Ricinus communis (castor bean), 1175 nucleotides long. RefSeq names its product B-box zinc finger protein 32. Gene Ontology annotation, molecular function: zinc ion binding. Bases 198 to 785 code for a protein of 195 amino acids. The record is from RefSeq and is a predicted model, not a curated record. NCBI's taxonomy places the organism in Eukaryota, Viridiplantae, Streptophyta, Magnoliopsida, Malpighiales, Euphorbiaceae. The transcript has 2 exons.